AUGAACAUACUAUCAAAUUAUUUUAAGUUAAACCCAGAGACAUAUGAGCAUUUUAUUUUGUGGAAAUCGACCAUGACUAUCAUAUCCUCCUAUUAGUGCUUCGAUAUUGUUUUAACCAUAGCUUAAGCUCUGAAUUACGAAAUAGAAGGACAAAAACUGGUUUUCAUCUAUCGCAUAAUGAUCUAAGUGUUUUUGAUAAUUGCUUUUCAUAUUGCAAUGAGUAAAUUAAAGAAGGAAACUGCUCUCUUAAUAAAUAUAAUCACAAUGUUGAAAUAUUUCAGUCUAAUAAUUUUAUGGUGUGAAACUAAUUAUGACUUAAUAUAUACUAAUGAAUAUGAUCAAAGAAGUUAUGCAUUUGAGAUUUAUGGAAUCAUGAUAUUGUUUCUGAUUGCAAUUGAGUCAUAGCUUUGCAAGAGUCUUGUAAUUUUAUUUUCGCUGUUUUACACUUUAUUUAGGUAUUAUAAACGCAUUGAUAAUAGAUUCCCUUCAUUUACUGACAAUUUAGAAGUGAUAGGAUCAACAAGGAUCAUUUUUGGACAUCUUAUGAUCUAAUCUUUGUUGAUUUAUAACUUAUAUCAAACUUAAAAUUCAAACGAAACCGUGUUAUAUAGGAACUUCAGCCCAUAACACACUCAAAGAGCCCUUUAUACAAAUACCUAGAGAGAAAUGACAGAACCAUAAAAUAAAAGAAAUAACAUCCAAAACAUAACAAAUGAGGAUCUUGAAAAUCUAAACAAUUUGAAGCAAUUAGAAUAGUAGUAUGAAUUUUUAUUGGUGAAUUUUCAAUGUGGAAUCUACAUUUUUGAAAAUGCCUAACAACCAAUAAGAAUAAUAAAUUCAUUCAUGUCCCAUAUUGUUUUGACCAAUGAUUAGUUAAAUCCAUAGUUGACUCAGUUGGAAUUGUAUGAUUUUGGAUUGCUUUCUGAAGAAUCAUGCACCAUAUUGCCCAGCUUUCAUAGAAGUAAAGACAUCAGUAACUUCAUCAAAUUUACUUAAACCCUUGAGUACUAAUAUAUUAAUAAUGUACAAUUUGAAGAAAAGAAAGAAAUACAGUUCUUUUGUAGGAAAAUGUAAAUGCAAACCUUAAUCGAACAUCUGCUUGCUUUUUCUCACAUCAAAUAUAAUUUAACAAAUUUCGCCUUGGACUUUUCCUUGAAGAUUUAUAUCAAAAAAGACAAACUGUACACUCAAGUCAUUUUGAAUCCCGUGAUUAUGUAAAGUAAACCUCAAAUUCUGAUCUACAUCAACGAUUUAACUGAAGAACCAUUCAUUCUCUAACUCUAACAAUAUCUAAAAAAUAGUGAUGACAUUAUACAAACCAUUUCCUAGAAAAUCAAAGAACCUUUGAAUUGCACAUUGUCAAUGUUAGAACUGGUCCAAAAAGAAGUCAAUCAGGAUUUAUAAAACUAAUAUAUUGAUCCAGCAUUGGCAGGUUGCAAAUUAUUAAUAAGCACUGCAAAUGACUUUUAGGAUUAUGUCACUAUGCAUAAAAAGAAUAAAUUAGACCGAAACUUGAUGGAUAUUCACACUAGAGAAUUCAUUUCAGAUUGUUUAAACAUCAUAAAAGCACAAGCUUUAUUUAGAGGCUUAAAUAUACAAGUUAACAUUAAACAGAAUGUUCCAAUGUUCUUAAGAACUGAUCCAAACAGAGUUCGACAAGUUGUGUUAAGUUUGUUAAUCAAAUCCAUUCAAGUUACUGUUAAUGGUAGCAUCGAAAUUUCCACUUAAAAGUCGCCAUUAUUGACAGAUCACAUAGAGAUAAUCAUUAAGGUCAUGGCUACAACUGUAAACGAAGGAAUCUUAGAAAGCGUAGAACAAACCAUCAAGCACUUGAAAUAACAAACUUUAGUUAGUAAAUAAAUGACAGACAUAGUUGCAACUUCAAAAUAAUAUUCUUUUUCUAUUCUCACAGCCUUCUAUAUAUCCCUAGCUGUUGCUAUCAUGCCUUUUGAAUUCAAUUCAAUUAAGACUGAAGAAGGCACAUAAUUCUAUUUUAUCUUAUUGAUUAAGAAUGAGAAUCCAAACUUCAAUAAACAGCUAACACAAAAAAGGUAAUCUGCAUUGGUUGCAAACAAGUCCCAAUUUCAUUAAGUGUAUGGUUAAAGUGACCAAUUUAAAAGGCAUUAAUCAUAAAGAUUAACAGAAAUAAGCAGAAUAUAAAUUUAAGAGAAACUCAAAAAAAUGAAAAGAGAAUCCUAAGAAGAAACUAUUUCGGGCAAAUAGGAUCCUCAAAUACCCUAAUUUGGAUAAUCUGAAUUUUCUUAUAAUCAACAAUAACCUGGCAAAUCUUACUCAGUUUCUUAAAUCUCAGAAUAAGACGACUCAUAACAAAGUUCAUCAUCCUCGGACUCAAAAGCUGAAAUGAAUAACCCUGAUGGGGAUGAAUAAUCUAGCAAAUCAAGUUUUUAAUUAGAUGAUAAAAUACAGAAAAAGGAAUAGAAACUACAACAUUCUUAAUUUCUUGAUACUAUCAUUUGCGUUAAAGAACCAAAAGCGAGAAAAAUUUCAGUCAGUUUUAUCUAAUCAAGACUACAUCCUUAGAUAGCAUAAUAGCUUACAUCUAAAUAAAGAGAUUCUCUUCUUACCUUUGGAGGACGAUCCUCAGUCUAUUCUUCAAUGAGAAUUUCUUCAGUUAAUUUAGGUCCAAAUGAAUUAUUAGAUUGUUUUGAAAAGAUGGAAAGAAUUAAAUAAUAGUAAUUUAUUUACAAAUGCCAAUGUCCUAAGAUUUUAAUUUGUGAAUAGAAUGACUUUGAUUUAUAUGCUAUCUCACAUCAACUGAGCAAUCUCAAAAUUCCUUACAUUUAUACUAUGCAAAGAAUGCAUAUUGUAGAUUAAUUAAGGAAGCAAUUUUCACAAUACAAAACUUGUUGUAAAGGAUAUCAUAUUGUAUUUGUUGGAGUUGAGUAUGUGAAUGAAUAAUUCAGCCAAGAUUGUGCAAAAAUUAAGGCUGUUUUAAAUGAAUAUUAAAAAGAUACAAGACUAAUUGGAUUGAUUGGAUUUUAGGAUGACGAGAGCAAAAUAGCUCUAAAAAAGCUACCAUUUCAUGAUUGCUUGUAAAAACCUAUAAUGAUUGAUGCUUUGUUAUUCAUUUUAGCUAAAUGGGUCAAAUUGUGA
Molecule: messenger RNA, 3114 nt
Organism: Paramecium tetraurelia
Lineage: Eukaryota; Ciliophora; Oligohymenophorea; Peniculida; Parameciidae
Exons: 7
Source: RefSeq, a predicted model, not a curated record